AAUACUUCAACAGUAAUGUUGCUCCUCAUUAGGAAAACACCUGCAGGCCAGGAGCGGCCUCGAGCUCACUGACCCCAGACUUUAGCUAAGCACCGGUCAAACCGGGCUCUCUGGGGGUAUAAAGCCAACACGUCCGCCUGAAAAGAUCCUAACUAAAAAAUAAAUCCAAGAUUCAGGUACAAAACCAGCCUGUUUAUCAUGGAAGAUGGGGCUGGUUCAGAAGACAGGCUGUACUCUGGCCCUCUGUCCCAGGCAGCCAAAAAGAUCCUGGCAGUUCUGCGGACCAACAGUCUCGUCCAGCCCAAAUGCAAACAACCCUUUACUAGUCAACGAAGUGAAACCAAGUGCAGCCAAAGUGGGUCUUGGGCUCUGAACUGCACCAGUCAGGAGAAAGAGAAAGAUGAGUUCCCCUAUCAGCCCCAGGUCCUCUGCCUUUCCACUCCCGAGAUGAUCUCUCAGACCUCUUCCUCCUGUCAAAGACCAGACAGCUCCUUACCAUCCCAGACCUCCCCCUGUUUGUCCAUCUGUCUGGGUUCCUCCCUCCAAAGGCAGACUCCUCAAACAGUGACGUAUUAUCAGCUCUCACAGACAUUUUCCAUCAGAAAUCCAUCAGAGUCUUCUUCAUACUUGUCCAGCAGGGCCCCUCUGUUUUCUCAGCAUAGGGCUCUGGAGUCAGAGGCAUCCAUCUGUGGAAAAGAGAGCUCUCCUUUCUCAAAUCAAGAAGGAGAUGGAACUUCUAAACCCCAAACUAUACCCUCCAGAAAUCCUCAUAGAAGAACAGAGCCAUCUUUCACUUUUGGUAAAUCAUCAGAUGAGGAGAUCUUCAGUAAAAUGUUGUCUACUACACCAAAACAUCUGCCAAUAUGUCCUGAAGUCUUUCAAGAGUCAGAUAAACCGUCAGAUGAAGGGAACCACUCUGUAAAGGAAAUGGACAUCUCUGGUGCUUCAUUCAGUCCAGGAAAGUGGAAACAGUCUAACCUUGUUGAAGAAACUGCCUCUGGAACGGAAAUACACUUUCAGAUGUCAGAGUCUAAGGCAUUUGAACCAGAACAUGUACUAACUUUUGCAAACGUGCCUGAAGCUGAGGAGAGGAACCACACAGAGUUGGAGUUUGGAUCUUUACAUGUUCAGCUGGAAGACACCGGUACCUGUUAUCCAAAAAGACAAACAGUGGGAGGUGAAAGUGACCACAGAGCAGUGGAACAGACUGAGUUACGCUCUAAGCUGAUGAUGGAGAGAGGACAGCUCCAAUGUUCUGACAUCCAGCUGCAAAAGAAAGAGUGUGAGAGAAACUGUGAAGAGUCACAUCCAACAGACGCGGAGACAGGGAAGACGAGACAGGGCAGACAUGUUCAACUUUUCUGUCAUGAUCAGAGGAGUCCCUCAGCUGAGGUUUCAGAUGGAGAGUGGUGUCUCGUGCCAACAUUGUCCCAGGUGUGUGGGACACAACCAUCAGUGUUCAGAGCUCCAUGUCUCCUUGACAACCAACAGCACGGUGCCAAUGAACAUAGCUCUAAUGGAAGCAGCAGAGAGAGCACAUCAAGCUUGAUGCUAAACUCAUCAGACACUAUUGCUGCUGGACCUAACCUCUCCUCAGUGCAUGAAGUUACUUUAGCUGCUUCUGUGCCAACUAAAGAACUGGAAGACCACAGCCUACAUAGUUACCAGAGCCAGUCAUAUCAUCUUUCUCUUCCUUCAUCCCUUUUCUUAAAGAGGAAGUGUGAUGUUUCUCAACAACAGUAUGGAGUCCCUCCUUUGAAAAUGUACCGACCAAGAUUUCCUCCAAACUGGGAUUCUUUUUUUCCACACAAGAGAAUGGCAGAAGGAAGAACGAGUGUGCCGAUGAGCGCAGAGUUUGUUCCUCAAACAACGCCUUCAGUCCAGACUAAAAACAGUCAUUUUACAGAACACAGACAGCUUCUCGUUCCAACACAAACUCAACACUAUUUUGAAACAUUUCAAGGUCAGUACAGGGAAACUGAGAAGGAUGCUUGUAAGCAGACCCUAUCGUACAAAUCGCGCAAGAGCAUGUCGCACAAAUGUAGCAUUGACCCGCCUGCAAGUGGUGUGAAAACUUUACCUGAGGCUGUUAGUAAUAUUGAUCUACAGAGCCAGUUUAAAAAGGGCUGCCUGCCUUCAACGCUGAUGUCUGACUCAAGAGUCACCGAUCUUGGGAAGCUUAACUCUGAAGAAAGGAUACACAUUCUUCAGAAAGCCAAACAAUCUGAAGUGCUGGUGCUGACUAUGUGGUACCAAGAUGGAACAACUCAGUUGGACCCUGAAGGGAAGCUGGCUUCACAAGUAUGCGGCCUCCUCAUACUGAUGAAGAGCGAGUCUUGCUGCAGCACACCUGAGGACUCACUUGGAUUGAAAGACAGCCUGGUCUACUUAACACUCAAGCACAUUCACGUUUGGGUGCAAGAUCAAAGGGACCACGAUGAGGAGCAAUUUACAAGAGAUUUACUUCUACAAGUUAUAUCAAGAUCUCCGCUGGCGGUGUGCUAUAAGGCAAAGGAUUUGCUUCGUACUGUUCUUCAGUUUUACAAGGAAGACAGCUGGAAACAGGUUUCAGGUUGUCAAAUCCAGGAUCCACAGGUGUCAGGGUGGCUAUUGGAUCCUGCAGAUCAGGCAGCUUGUUACCAGGAUCUCCUUUAUAAACACUGCAAAAAGGCCCGCAGCACACACAGUCUAGGGCCCAAAAAGGUUUCUCAGAUCCUUUCAGAUCUCUGUUGGCUUCACAAGCUUCACAUGAUCUUAUGUUCUAAACUGCAGAGCCGGGGGUUGUGGAAGCUCUACACAGAUGUUGAGUUGAAAAUGAUCCCAGUUCUAGCAGCCAUGGAGAGUCACUGUAUCUAUGUGGACAAAGAGACUUUGAAGAAAAUGUCUGACUUGCUUGGGACUAAACUCAAACAGCUGGAGCAGGAGGCCCACCAAGCAGCUGGGCAAAGAUUCCUGGUGACAAGCAGCAGUCAGUUAAGAACAGUUUUAUUUGAGAAAUUGCGCCUCCAUGAAUAUUGUGAGAACAAGAAGCUUCCCAAGACCAUCAACAAGCAACAGUCAACAUCAGAGGCUGCACUGCUGCAGCUCCAGGACCUGCACCCAUUGCCAAAAAUCAUCCUGGAGUACAGACAGGUUCACAAAAUCAAGUCCACUUUCAUAGAUGGGAUUCUAACCUGCAUGAAGAGCAAGAACUACAUUUCCUCGACAUGGUGCCAAACAAGUGCUGUUACAGGGAGGAUUUCUGCUAAACACCCUAACUUCCAGGCUUUACCGAAGCAGCCACUUCAAAUCACCAAGAAGCUCUUCGUCCAUGGAGGCGCGGAGGAGGUGGUGACUGUUCAUCCCAGGGCCAUGUUUGUUCCUCACAAGGGAUGGACUUUUCUUGCUGCAGACUUCUGCCAGGUGGAGCUGCGUCUGCUUGCUCACUUCUCAUCUGACCCUGACCUGCUCCACCUUUUUACCAUCCCACAGGCUGACGUCUUCACCAUGCUAGCAGCUCAGUGGAAAGGGUUAAACAUGGAAGAUGUGAGUUCUGAGGACAGGGAACAUGCUAAACGCAUCAUUUACUCUGUUAUUUAUGGAGCAGGUCGUGAGCGUCUGUCAGGAAUAUUGGGGGUCAGUGCUGAGCAGGCUAGCCAGUUCCAACACCGUUUCCUCCAAACCUACAGAGAUGUCCAGACCUUUAUCCAGAAAACCAUCCAGCAGAGCCACAAACAGGGAUACGUGCUUUCCAUUAUGGGUCGCCGUAGAAACCUUCCCGACAUUAACUCCCCAGACUGGGGGGUACGCAUGCAGUCUGAGAGACAGGCUGUCAACUUUGUUGUGCAGGGUUCAGCUGCUGAUCUCUGUAAGAUGGCCAUGAUCAGAAUUUUUAACCUGGUUUCCACUUCCAGCUCACUCACUGCCAGGCUUGUAGCCCAGCUCCACGAUGAGCUUCUCUAUGAAGUAGAAGACUCCCAGCUGGAACCGUUUGCAACUCUGGUGAAAAGCACAAUGGAGUCCCUUCAGCACAUUGAUCAUCUAGGGGUCCAUCUUAAAGUCCCCCUGAAGGUGGCAGUCUCCAGCGGAAAGACUUGGGGAUCCAUGUCUGAAUUUAACAUCCCUCUAAUGCCCCCCUCCUCUUAAAUUACCCUCUCUUCAAUCACCUCCACCACCACAGCCAUUUAUCAAAUCUAUCUUUUGUCAUAUUCAUAAUCAUACUCCCUUUUUGUCCCCAUCCCUCCACCAUCUCUCGGCCCCUCGUUCCAUUUCUCCUUUCCUCUCAACAUGCCCUGCAUCCCUGUCACUAUGGAAACCAGGCAGCAGCAGCAGCUUACAGUUUUUUCUUUCACUCCAUCCGUAUCCGGGGGCAACAGAGUAGCCAGAAACUGGAUUACACCGGUUCUUUUUUUUUUCCUGUCUUCACAUCCUCUCCAUCCUUACUUUCCUCUCCUCCUCUAUUUUCACACCAUUACAACAUGAACAAAAAUCUGUCUUUGUUUCAAGUUUUGUGUUUGAGAAAACAUUUGUUCAUUAGUUUAGAAAAGUGGUUGAUGCUAAUUCAUUUAAGCACUGUAUUUAUUCUUCCUAGUUAAUCUAAAUAAUACUUACUACAAGUUUCUUAAAUUCAUUUAUGGAUCUUAUUAGUUUUUCAUGUGCUAAUGAUCUAUUCCUAGAUGUUUGCAACAAUAGAAGCAGCACAAUUACCUUCAACUCUUGACACUCUCAAUGAUCAGUUAAGCGGAGCUUAAUCAAAGGAACAUUUUUCUUUUCUUAUCUUUGGCUCAGCUUUUCACUCUCUGGCUAAUCUUUCAUCAGCUCUUCAGCUCCAGCCCACUCAUUCGUUUUGCAUUGUGGAUGCCUGCUCUCACACCUAGCAAAUGCUCUCCAUCAUCAGAGGCAUCCAGGCAUAUCACAUUCACCAGCUUCCAGACACACUGACCGACUUUACUUGGGUUUUAUAUCUACAUCUAAUAUUCUUUUUGCCUCUCUUAUUGUUAAAAUCUUUACACAAACACUUUGAGACAUUUCAUGCAGUCUAAAUGAAUACCACCUCAUGUUGGUUUAUAAUUGUUGUAUUUGUAACUUUAAAAUUAAAGCAGAUUUUUUCCUUGGAUUUAUA
Messenger RNA from Oryzias latipes (Japanese medaka), 5101 nucleotides. RefSeq names its product polymerase (DNA directed) nu (gene poln). Gene Ontology annotation, molecular function: DNA binding; DNA-directed DNA polymerase activity. Gene Ontology annotation, biological process: DNA-templated DNA replication; double-strand break repair. The record is from RefSeq and is a predicted model, not a curated record. Lineage: Eukaryota; Metazoa; Chordata; Actinopteri; Beloniformes; Adrianichthyidae.